This is a messenger RNA of Coregonus clupeaformis (lake whitefish), 353 nucleotides long. RefSeq names its product lysosomal cobalamin transport escort protein LMBD1-like. The transcript is spliced from 4 exons. Gene Ontology annotation, biological process: protein localization to vacuole. The record is from RefSeq and is a predicted model, not a curated record. Gene Ontology annotation, cellular component: vacuolar membrane. The annotation marks the transcript as partial. NCBI's taxonomy places the organism in Eukaryota, Metazoa, Chordata, Actinopteri, Salmoniformes, Salmonidae.
UUGUUCCUCUUGAAGCCCCACCUAAUCAGAAUGCCACACAGUGGGAGAAGAUGCAGUAUCUGUUUGAGGAGCUGGGGAACAACCAUGGUGUACCAGCCCUGUCUUUCUCCAUCAGCUCUUUGACCUUGAUUGGCAUGCUGGCAGUGAUCACUUACACGGCAUAUGGCAUGUCAGUGCUGCCGUUGAACCUGAUUAAAGGGACACGUAGUGUGGUGUACGAGCGCCUGGAGAACACUGAAGAUAUUGAGGAGGUUGAACACCAGAUGGAAAAGAUCAAAGCCAAGUGUGUGGACGGGCGUCCUCUGUCGUCGCGGGACCGUCGUAACCUCCAGGAGUUUGAGGACAAGCUACAG